AUGUGUGGUUUAUUGUCGUUUACCUUUGAGCAGAUACUCAAUCAGGUAGUUAGAGUUGCAUCCGGCUCCCCCAAAAUGCGUGAACUCUCCCAUAUACGUCUCAUCAUCCUGUUGAUAGUGGCUCUCAAUACCCUAGACUUUAAGAUGCAACUACAGGAUCAAGAACAUUUAAAUAAAUUUCAAGAGGACCUGGACUAUUGCCCUCAAUGUUUCCAAAGCCAAAAAGACACCUGCAAGAAUCUCACGGAAAAAUUGGUAACAAAUUCCGAACAACCAUCCGUAUGGCAAAAUUUUAUAACAUUACUACCGCAGCGUAGCUGUAAAAGAUCAAAUCGCUUGUAUGCUGUACAUGGAACCCAAACCAGAUUGCUGGCAAAAUAUUUUGCCAAUUCCAAGGAUCACUUCAAUUUCACCCUCAACGAGAGGGCACUGAAAAGUAAAUUUUUGGCAGCCGAACGUUUGGAUGGCAUGCAGUUCUAUCCGUUAAAGAGAAUCGACAGAUUUGUUGAUUUUUUGGGGACCUAUCACACCAAUUUACCUAGCCUAACCAUAUGGUUGUAUUUGCUGGUUAAUAUACAACCUCUGUUUAUGCCAUUGCUAUAUUCCAGAGAUUUCCUGGUACCCAAAACCCAAGGAGUUUGUGGUUUUACAAUUUAUCAAGAAUAUGCGGGUCAGGAUUUAUGGCAUUACUAUAGGGAAAACUUUUUUCUAAAAUUAGAAAUUGCCAAACAGUUACUGCUGGCCAGUGUGAAAUUCUCACACGGCUUCGGAGAUUAUCGUUUUUAUAUCACCGAUUUGACAGCCGAUAACGUGGUCUAUAGUGUGCCGGAAAAUCGUUUGUCAUUUGUCGAUUUGGAUACUCUGUUUGUGGUAGAUUCCAAAGCGGUGAAAUAUAAAUCCUCAACUCAUCGUCAUGAAUAUAUCGAAUGUCCCGGAUGUUUUGCAUAUUCUCCUGAUGAUAUUGCCUCGUAUUUUCUAAGUGAUUUGAAUAUUUAUUCCGCCUGCCAAUUUUUAAGUGAGGAUCUUUAUCGAGAUAAAACGAAGGGAUUUCUAUAUCCUAUUCCCGACUGGGUAAUGGAAAAAUAUCCGGAAUUAUGGAAAAGAUUGGAGCAUUGUGUUGCCUGUCCGAUGGAAAAUUGUUCAGACCGUUUUGGUGCGGUCGAGAAGUUGUUGCGGGAAAUUGAUAAAAUAUUAAAGGAUAAUGGAAAUAAAUCAUAA
Messenger RNA from Musca vetustissima, 1218 nucleotides. RefSeq lists its product as uncharacterized. The coding region runs from base 1 to 1218 and encodes 405 amino acids. The transcript is spliced from 2 exons. Lineage: Eukaryota; Metazoa; Arthropoda; Insecta; Diptera; Muscidae. The record is from RefSeq and is a predicted model, not a curated record.